UUCAAUAAGUUAGAAUGAACAUUGCCAAAGCACUCCCAAUUUUAAUUUUUUGUUCCAAAAUUUGCUAGAAACUAUGCCGUAUAAAGAAAUGUUCUUCCACUUCUAUAAAAUAAAAUAUUUUUCCAAGAAAAGAUUCUCUUAUAAUUUUGAACUUCAACCAACAGCAACCUAAUGGAAAAUUCUACUAUGCAUAGUGCAGUUCUCUACCUUCUUCUCGUUCUCAAUCCCCUUCUUUCAACCAUUGCAAUCCAAAACAGGUCGCCUUACACCCCUACGGAUCGAAUACUCCUAAAUAGCGGUGCACCAGAUGGAGAACAGUCAAUGGAUGGCCGGAACUGGGAGAGUGAUGCCGAUCAGCAGUCCAAAUACUGUCCUAUGAACUCUGAAACCUCUGCACUUCUAAAGCCUCCCAAAGCUUCUAAAGCCUCCCAACAAGAUCCUUCUGUUACUCAGGUACCCUACAUGACUGCUCGAAUCAUUCGCUCUAAAUACACUUGCAUGUUUCCUGUCUCAAUGGGACCCAAGUUUAUCCGUCUUUACUUCUAUCCAAAUAGCUACUCAGGCCUCGACACAUCAACCUCCUUCUUCUCCGUCACGGCUAAUGGUUACACCCUUUUAAGUAACUUCAGUGCACAUUUAACUGUUUCUGCAAUGCAACCACCAGUUGCAUACUUGGUCAAGGAAUUUAUUAUCACUGUGCGGGAUAACCAAGGAGUUAUCAACUUAACUUUUACUCAGUCUCCAAAUUCUUUUGCUUUCAUUAAUGGCAUAGAAAUAGUUUCCAUGCCAACCAAUCUGUACACUAAAGAUAACGACUCUCCUUAUUCCUUUGUAAACGACAACAAUGUCCCCUUCUACUACUUCGACAACACCACCUCUCUUGAAACUGUUUAUCGGCUAAACAUUGGUGGUCCAAAUAUUGAGAAUGUAAACGAUACAGGAAUUUUUCGAACAUGGUCCAAUGAUUUGCUUCAUAUUUUUGGUGGUCUUGGAUAUGUGCAUCUGUGGCGCGAUGACGUCACAGUAAAAUACAGUAAGGAUACACCUACGUAUGUUGCACCGGAGGCUGUAUACAUUACCAAACGUACGAUGGGUGCAAAUUCUGUGGUAAACCAGAAUUCCAAUCUCACGUGGCUCUUUUUGGUUGAUUCUGGCUUCAAUUAUCUUCUCCGGCUCCAUUUUUGUGAAACUGAAAAAGAGAUCACUCGUGAAGGUCAAAGAGUGUUCCAUAUUUAUAAAAUAUUUAUAAAUAACAUGACAGCUGAAGCAGAAGCAGAUGUGAUCCACUGGAGUGGGGGUAAUAGCAUUCCAGUCUACAAAGAUUACGUGAUUGGGGUCCCAGGAGGAGGAAGCCAAAGCAACCAGGACUUAUGGCUCGCUUUACACCCCACUGCCGAUCAUUCAACUUAUGCUGAUGUAAUCUUGAAUGUUCUAGAGAUAUUCAAGCUGAACAACUCAGACGGUAAUCUUGCUGGAUCCAACCCUGAACCGCUAAUGGUGGUUCCUCCAUCAUCACAACAACAAUCAAGCUUACAGGAGAUAACAAAGAGUAAAGGGUCAUCUGUUGUAGUUAUUGUUGGGGUUGUGAUAGUAUUUGGUGGUGUAUUAUUUCUUGCUUUUAUCAUUUGUUUCUUUGUUUUUAAUCAGAGGAGGAGAGGAAAGAAGGACUCGAUUAUUACCAAGGCCAAAUCCUUUCGAGUCCCUUUUCCUCACACUUCAAGAUCCACGACCAGAAAUUCUGCUCCAAAUCCUUCUAAUCAAUUCCGUCGGUUCUCAAUUUUCGAAAUUGAAGUAGCCACAUCCAAAUUCGACGACGAAUUCGUUAUUGGCUCCGGUGGAUUUGGAAAUGUCUACAAAGGAUCCAUCGAUGAUGGCGCCUUUACUGUCGCAAUCAAGCGAUUACAUUCAUCAUCAAAACAGGGAGCUCGCGAGUUCAAAACAGAAAUCCAGAUGCUUUCCAAGCUCCGUCACACGCAUCUCGUGUCUCUAAUAGGAUACUGUGAUGAUCCAGGCGAGAUGAUUCUAGUAUACGAGUUCAUGCACCGCGGGACUCUCCGUGAUCAUCUCUACAAAACCAAAAACCCUCCUCUUCCAUGGAAGCAAAGACUACAGAUCCGCAUCGGAGCUGCACAUGGACUGCAUCAUCUCCAUACAGGUGCGAAACACCCGAUCAUUCACCGCGACGUCAAGUCAACGAACAUACUGAUGGAUGAGAACUGGGUGGCUAAAGUUUCUGACUUUGGCUUGUCAAGAAUGGGUCCCACUAGCCAGUCCCAAACGCACGUCAGCACUGUUGUCAGGGGUAGUAUUGUCAGGGGUAGUAUUGGGUAUGUAGGUCCAGAAUAUUAUCGUAGGCAACACCUCACUGAAAAAUCUGACGUGUACUCAUUCGGAGUUGUUCUGUUGGAGGUAUUAUGUGCUAGGCCACCUGUAAUUCCAGGAUUACCCCAAGAGCAAGCGAAUUUAGCUGAUUGGGCUAGAAUCUGCUAUAGAAGAGGUGCACUCGAUCGAAUAAUGGACCCGCACUUGAGAGGUGAUGCUGAUCCUGCCUGUUUGGAGAAAUUUGGAGUGGAGAAGAUUGCGGAGAGCUGUUGCGUGACAAUGGGCCACAAAGAAGCGGUGGAGUUAGCAUUGCAGCUUCAAGAGACGGCAGAGAAGAGUAGAAAUAGUAGUGUUGAGAGUGUGGGUGAAGAGCAGGAAAGUCCAUUGUUGUUGCGUCGGGAAGCUGUUGUAACUACCGAUGAUGAUGAUAUAUUUAGCGUUUCAGGCGAACAAAAGUAGGACUCCAAGAGCACAGUUAGUAGUGGUGAAGGGAGUGCUGCUAAACUUGAUCCUGAUGGAUUUAGUAAGUCUAAGUCUGUAUUUUCGGAAAUUAUGAAUCAAAUGGGAAGAAAAUUGUAG
This is a messenger RNA of Jatropha curcas, 2901 nucleotides long. The record is from RefSeq and is a predicted model, not a curated record. NCBI's taxonomy places the organism in Eukaryota, Viridiplantae, Streptophyta, Magnoliopsida, Malpighiales, Euphorbiaceae.